AUGAUUAACCUCCCGCAGCUUAUCUGGUUUCUGUGUCCAACGGUCGCUUUGUGCAACCAGCAUGUUCGUACCAUCACUGCCCAUGUUCCUCCUAUGUGGUGUAGAUCAUUUACCAGUAACGAUAACGUCGAUCAUUGGGGUACUGUGGAAACGUGGAACAUUGCCCUGGCCAGCGUGAAGGUUGCAAUCUCGACCUACCAGGUUCUUUAUGAUGCCCUGGUCCAUAGGUUUGUAACUAUGGACCGGUUGUCCUUGAUUAUCUUCGAUGAAGGCAAUAAGAUAAUGCGAGAAUACUAUCACACUGAACCACAGAGCCAUGACAAACAAACACCAUACAUCCUGGGCCUCACAGCGUCUCCAAUUUUGUCUAAUAUUUCCACCUUAGAGGAAAUUGAGAGAAGACUACACAGCCCGUGCAAGACGCCACGCCAGUUUUAUGCGCAGCUGUUACGCUUUACAAACCAACCAUUAAUUGUGCCCCUAGUGCCGUUGCGUGGCUCAAUGACGAGUCCAAGUCCGUCAUUGAUACUCGAAAGAAUACGUGGACUUUUACAAUCAUCCUAUGAACGAGGUUCAUAUUCGAGAAAUGCAAAAAGACAACUUACUCGCUUUAGCAACCAAGCGGAAAUAAUAGGGAGGGAGCUAGGACCUUGGGCCGCCACGAAGUACAUUCAGACUUCAAUUACUCAAUUCAAAGAACACAUGCGAAUGAAUGCUGAGAAAACACACACUCCGAGCCCUGAACGAGAAUAUGCUAUGGAGAUGCUUUGCAAGCUAGGUAAUAUAGAAGAUUAUGACGAGCUAGUUCACUCUGAUAAUAUCUCACCCAUGAGUCAACGCUUACUUGAUACUCUUAUCGAGGAACAUAGGAAAGGAUUCCGGGCUCUGAUAUUUGUCUCAUUGCGAGCAACUGUACUUGCAUUGAAAUGGCUGAUAGAAAAUCACCCAGAAACACGCCGACGAUUUCGUUGUGGGACAUUUGUGGGUAUGUCCCGGAUUCACCAAAGCAAAACCAGGCUCGGAGAUGUUCAUGAUAUCCGAAGCCAAAUGGAAACACUUCAAAAGUUCCGGGACGGGGUCCUAGACCUUAUUAUUACUACCGACGCACUGGAGGAAGGAAUGGAUAUACCGGCAUGCAACACAGUCCUGAACUUCAACUGUAUCUUAAAUUUAAAAUCAUUCAUUCAGCGUCGGGGGCGCGCACGGAGAGAACAGUCCAAAUUCUUCAUUUUCCUUCAGGAUGAAGAGGAUCUAAAAAAUGUGAGCCUACUCCAGUUUCGGGAGAGUGAGCUGGUUAGAAAACUUCAAGAUGAGGGAAGGACAGUGCUCCCAGACAGCUUGAACCAUGAUGAACGGCUCAGAGACUCAUUAGCUUUCAGUUCUUCCACAGGAGCUCAAAUGACUAUGGGAAAUGCCAUUAGCCACCUGUAUAGGUUCUGCGGGGAAUUACCGGCUCAGCCAUUUGUGAGCAAUAGUCCUGCAUUUAGCUACGAGACGGACGAGUGCGGCCAGGUACAGGCAAUCGUCAGGCUGCCCAGCAAUCUUGACCCAUCUCUCCAGACGUUCAAGAGUCUCAGGAAAUGGGCGAAGAAAAAGUGGGCAAAGGAAGAUGCAGCCCUGCAAGCAUACAAGGCCUUGUUUCACGCCAGGCUUAUCAAUGAUCACUUUCUACCCUUGCGACUGUCAGACAUCAUUGGAAAGGAUCUCUCACCAAAAUCGCACUAUAUCAUAUCUGAGCAGCUAGAUCCUUGGCAUGAUGUGUCUUUGCUCUGGUCUCGCGGAGGGGAGCUCUUUAGCCAUGAGCUUCGCAUUGCUAGACCACAGCGAGAAGACAUUGAACUUUUCAUGAUUCUCCCAGUCCCAUUGAGAAUCGAAACUCGUAUUCCAUUGUUCCUAGGUUCUGGGACGGAGUAUAAGGCAGUUGUGAGCUCGGCCAGACCAGUUUCCACGGACAUUUCGAUAUGUCAACAGGUGACGCAUUUAAUUCUACAGUCCAUACAUCAAUGCCACGGCACCCAAUUAAACAUGGACUAUGUUAACAUCAUUGUCCCAGAAAGGGAUCCCGCUGCGAUGUCUAAAUUCUUAGAGGCUCAUUCCGGAAGGACAAGCCUGGCUGCCUGCUUGCAGCAGCGCCCAACUGUGCCCGGUUCGCUCGGCCUCUUGCGCCAUGUCACAAAGACCUCUCGCCCACUGCGUAUCGAAGUCAUAGAUGGACACGAGUGCCAGGACCCUCAUAGAGACGGGGUUAACCUACGAAUUAGAGGCAAGAUACAUCCAUUGACCCGACGUCGCAACUUUCUCUACGAUCCAAAGAUAGUGACGGUCACACCGACAGAGAACCAGCACUCCACAAGUUUGGUCCGGCAGGGAUUGAGCGAGUUGGCAGCUGAUGAUUAUUUGGUCGAUCGGCUUCCAUCUAUCUAUGCCGAAGCUGCCCUGUUAGCUCCGAGCAUAAUUCACCGAAUUGGAGUAUAUCUGAUCGCAGAAAAAUUGAGGAAACAGAUCUUUUCAAACCCCCAAGCAGCUCGUUUCGAACGAAUGGACUUGCUAUGCAUUGCUCUCAGCCCAACCGAUGAUAUGCAUCGCCACGAGUUUCGCUCUAUGGCGUUUAUCGGGGACGCGAUAGUAAAGUUUCUCAUAACGAGACAGCUAUUUCUGCAUCACACUCUGUGGCACGAGGGCCUUUUAACUAGCGUGAAGGAUUCCAUCGUGUCAGAUACGGGGCUUGCAGCCGCGUUGUGUCAUUCUGGGUUUGGAUCCUAUCUUAUAACUACACGGUUCAACGGGAAACGGUGGCGGCCGUCUUUCGUAUCAACAACACUGUCAAAAAGUGGUCCCACCAGGCGGAGAUAUGUUGGCGCUGCUACUGUUGCUGAUAUGGUCAAGGCGUUGGCCGGCGCUGCCUUCCUAGACAACGGACUGGAUCAGGCUUUCAUAUGUGCAGCAGCAAUGAUCCCCAAGAUCAAGUCCUGGACUACAAUAUCUCUCUACGAUGGCACUUAUUCUAAGUCUCGGCCAUCCAAGUCACUGGGUGCCUCAACCAUAAUAGAUCUGGAAGCCCUGCUUGGAUACACAUUUUCUGAUAAAAGUCUGGCGAUAGAAUCAAUGACACACCCAUCCUGUGUCGGACUCUACGGGACAGCAUCUUAUCGACGUCUAUCCUUUCUUGGGGCCGGCAUCAUCGAAUUGGUAGUUGUCAGGUACUUACAUAGGCAGAAGAGCUUUACCAGCUCCAAAAGGCUGCAAUCUCUGAAAUCCGCUGUGACCAACAAUAUGUUCCUUGCAUUCCUGUGUCUCACGUUCCAUUGGGAGAAGCAACACGAUAUUAUUGAGGUCGAUAGUAUGGGCGUCCCAAGCGUCAUUCAGACCCGUGGCCGAGUAGCGCUUUAUCAUUUUCUACGCUCACAGAGCGACUCUCUCUCAGACAAGGUAUCCAGUCUGGUGGAAGAUCUCACCAGUCAGCUCCACGUCAUCAAGAGGGAUCUAUGGGAAAACGGAAUAUAUCCCUGGGCACGACUAAGUGUCUUUCGGGGUCUCAAAGUAUUCUCUGACAUUGUCCAGAGUGUUUUCGGUGCGAUAUACAUCGAUUCUUUGGCUAGCUUACAGCAGUCGGAAGCUCUGGCCGAAAGACUGGGAAUCCUGCCACUUCUUGAGCAUUUUAUAUCUCACGAUGUGGUGACAGAUCAUCCCAAACAGCCGGCUCCUACACAAGCACAGAAUCUCUGGCAGGAUUCACCAGGCGAGGGUACAGCGCAUGUCAAUCAAAUAUAG
Molecule: messenger RNA, 3771 nt
Organism: Aspergillus oryzae RIB40
Lineage: Eukaryota; Fungi; Ascomycota; Eurotiomycetes; Eurotiales; Aspergillaceae
Exons: 4
Coding region: 1-3771 (1256 amino acids)
Biological process (GO): siRNA processing
Cellular component (GO): RISC complex; cytoplasm; nucleus
Molecular function (GO): ribonuclease III activity; RNA binding
Source: RefSeq, a predicted model, not a curated record